GGUUGCUGGGUUGUGGGCAGGAGUGUUUACCAGUCAUUUCUCCACUUUGGGGUCCUAUCAACAAUUUAUGGAAGUUCUAGUUGCUUUGUAUUUGUCACCAUUUAGUGUUGUCAUUCAUUUUAUUUUAUUCGUUUUGGUGUGUUGUGAAUCUCAUUGUGGUUUUAAAUUUAAUGUUAUUUUUGAAAUUUUUGUUUUUCUUUUUCCUUUCCAUUAAAAGGCAAGCCCCUAUGGCCAGGGUUAUUGAUUGAUUGACUGCAGUGCUGGGAUUGGAACCCAGGCCUUGUACAUGCUAGGCAAGCACUCUACCACUGAGCCACAUCUGUAGUCCCCAGGGUUUUCUAGAUGCUUGGUUCCUGCUCUGUUCCAGCACGAGACAGGGUGUGGCACAUGGUAGGUGCUCAGUAAACAUCCUUUAAGUGAGUGACCUUUCCUCUGGAUGCCCAUAGUGUCAUCUCUGCCUGCCACUAUUAGAGGGUGUGUCUCCCACUGCAGGCCAUGCACAGGGACUGCCUGUGGCAAGCAUAGCUGCUGGGCGCUGAGAGAAACAGGUGUGGGAGUGUCAGCUCUGAGAAGCGUCUGGCCCAUGGUCAAGCAUGCUCCCCGCAGCUCCACUCCUACCCUCUCAUUCCUGCCGUUCCGUGGCUCCUGACUUGGACACAUGAGCCUGAGAAAAAGCAGACAGCUGGCCUGGGCUGGCCUGUCACAUGAGGGCGGAGCACCACUGCUGGGUGGCCACCGAUGACUGUGUGAUCUCACAGGUCACACAGUUCCUGGGAGGCUGUUUGCUUGUUUGCUUGUAUGGCAGGCAGGCCAGACAGACCUGGGUCUAAGGCAGCUUCACCACGAACUGAAUACCUUUGAGCAAUGUCUCUUGCUCCGGAAGUCCAUUUCUUCAUCUGAAAAUGGAGACAGUAUUGGAACCUACUUCUGAGGUUGAGAUCAGUGCACAACCCAGAAGGCCUGGGGUCUUGGCAGAAACAGGAAUCUUCUGGACCAACUGGAGCCCCGCCCAUGGUGGUGUCUUAUUUAAGACCCGGGCCUCCAGCCGAUCCCCACGGCCCCGCGCCCCAUCCCAGCAGCCGACCAGGCUCUGCGAACGGCCCUGCCCCGUCCCCACCCGCCAGUCAGUCGCUGUCGGAGUCCUCCGUCUACCCCAGGUCGCGCUCUAGCCCAUUUGAACCUCCCCCGCGUCCCCACGGCCACUCCUCCAGGCGGAGCAUCUCCAGGCAGCUCCGCCGCCGGCGCCCCAGCCGCGGAGGCAAGUCCACAGCCCAUGCUGAGGAUGACCUGCCAAGGCGCCCAACUCUCUCUUCUGCCGAGUUAAGCCGGCAGGACCCCAGCCCUGCCUGGAUUCUGCUGUGCGUCUACUCGAGCGCACGCCCGCGGCUGGGACGAGAACGCAGCAGCGCCGAGCGUCGGCCCGCAGCCCAGCCUCCCGCCGCCAGCCUUCCUCGCUCUGGGCCUCUGCUCCUCCGAGGCCGCUCAGCGCCCCACCAGCAACUCACAGCCCUCUACCCCGCUUCCCGCUGAGCACCGGCGCUUCCCUGCUCCCCGCAUCCGCUCCCUCCGCACCGCUGCCCUGGCCAAGUCCAGCAGAGUCCAGGUUGCCUCGCUUUACUCAGUCCGCAGGCUCCCACGACCACUUCCUCCUUGAAUCCUCGCUCCUUCUGGCUUCUGUGACAGAGGCUGCAGAUCGGCACUCCCAACAGCUGUCAUCCCUUUCCGCCUUCGAAGAGAAGCCCGAAUGUCCUUUAGGGCGGCCGAGCGCCCCAGUAGAGAACUUGACUUCCCGGUUCCAUGCAGUUAGGAGAGGCAAAGCGGUUAAACGUUGCUCAAUAAAGCAUCAGUGGAAAGUGUUGUGUGGGUUUUCUGGGAAAUCUCCUUCAAGAGUAUAUCCUUCUCCACCGCAGCCUGGAAUUUGAAUGGAUGUCUGGGGUUUCAGCAGCUAUCUUAGGGGUGUGGAACUGGAAGCUGCAAGAAACCUGGGCCCUGGACUACUGACCAGAUCAACUUUUGUCCUGUUUAAACCAGUUAUUUUGGGCUUCCUGAAGCUGAACCGCAUCCUAAGUGAAACUUCUGUGACCACCAACUCUUCUGGCUGCUGCUCCUCCACACCAGUCCAGAGAUGAGGUUACCAGGUGCUGCUUUCAGACCUCAUUUCUCCUCUUUUCCUUCUUUCACUCUGACGAAUCCCUCUGAAGCCCCUUGACUUUAAAUACCAAUCACAGACUGCUAACUCCAAAUCCGUGUGUCCAGCAUGAACUGGCAGAAGAAUGUACUCAGCAGUUCAUUCAACACAUCUCAUUAGAUGCAUUGGUAACUAAUGGCUUCAACUAAACAGGCCAUUUUGGUGCCCCACCACUCCAGAGUCUCCCAGUCAUUCCCAUCUCAGUAAUUGGAAGCACCUGGUUGCCACCAAGCACCCUGGAGUCUCCCUUGACGUCUCCCUCCUUCUGUCCCACCUCGAACACCAGCAAGUUCUGACACACUCUCCUGAGUGCCCCACUUCUGCACCAGGAAACCCCUCUUGUCCAGGUCACCAUUAGUUCUCACUGGCUAACUGGGCUCCUGCUUCCACCCGGCCCUGCACUCUCCACUAAACUCCCAGAAUGCAAAAUACAAGUUCAUUUUCAAAGAUAGCAGACUUCAUGUUUGUGCUGGCUUCUCUGGUUACCCUUCCAGUUCUCCAGGGAGUUCUAGAUAAUUCUCUUCACUCUUCAGUUACUUUAUUGGAAAAAGGCUGGGAGGCAUCAGCU
Sciurus carolinensis (gray squirrel) is the source of this 2756-nucleotide messenger RNA. RefSeq names its product ESX-1 secretion-associated protein EspI-like. The transcript is spliced from 2 exons. NCBI's taxonomy places the organism in Eukaryota, Metazoa, Chordata, Mammalia, Rodentia, Sciuridae. The record is from RefSeq and is a predicted model, not a curated record. Bases 1012 to 1530 code for a protein of 172 amino acids.